AUAUAUAAAGUCAUGGACGAGACCGUUUAUUCAACUUCCACUUUAAUUAUGCGCAGCUGGUUUUGUCCAAUGAAAAACACGCAGCUACAGGAAUUGACCAAUGACAAAGGGGCAUUUCGGAGGUUUUUCCGCUUUCCCUCAAGUUCUUGUGACAGAUCCGACUUCAGAUUGAGAGAAUUCAAGAUGGCUGCUACAGUUUCUAUAUAAAGGGCUAACUCUUCUGGAUCCCACUGUGCAUGAAGCUCUCCUGAGGUUGUGGUGUCUAGUGCUGCGUUCUCCAGCUCCUCCUGCCUCUCAUCAUGUCCUCCACCUCCUCCUCCUACUCCUCCUCGGGGGAGACUAGUCCGGAGGAUGUACCCCGAGGUGGGGGCACCAUCCGAGUCUACCUCCCCAACAAACAGAGGACAGUGGUGAAUGUUCGACAAGGACAAACUGUGCACGAGAGUCUAGAUAAAGCGCUCAAAGUGAGAGGCCUAAGCCAAGAGUGCUGUGCUGUAUUUCGCCUGCUAGAAGGUCGUAAGAGACUGACAGAUUGGGAAACAGAUAUCACUCCUCUGGUUGGAGAGGAGCUUCUGGUCGAGGUCUUGGAUGAUAUUCCCCUCACCAUGCACAACUUUGUACGGAAAACCUUCUUCAAGCUGGCUUACUGUGAUUUUUGCCACAAGUUUCUUUUUAAUGGCUUCAGAUGUCAGACAUGCGGCUACAAAUUUCACCAGCACUGCAGUAGCAAGGUCCCUACUGUGUGCGUGGACAUGGACACAGUGAGCAAACGGUGUGAUCCCAAUCCCUGCACAGAUGAGUACCCCCAGAUAUUAUUGCCAGAAAAUUCCCCGUCACAGAGCAACAUAGCCUUAACCCCAGAGCCUCCUGGGAUGGACCUCCUGUCUCCGACCUCAGCCUUUCCCUUCCCCAUGCCUGGUGGAGAUGGCCAGUCUCUACAGAGGCAUCGCUCCACCUCCACUCCCAAUGUUCAUAUGGUCAGCACAGUGGGCCCUGCUGGUGCCAGCAUCAUAGAGGAAGCACUAAAAUUCAACAACAUAAUCGGUCCUGAGCCCUCACCGAAGCCCUCCACAAGCCCACCCUCCUCUCUCGGCUCUCCAGGGAGGAGACCGCCCAAGUCCCCCUCAGAGCACAAGGAGCGCAAGCCCUCUUCAUCUGACGACAAAAAGAAAGUGCACCGAGGGGGCUACAGGGACUCGAGUUACUACUGGGAGGUCCACUCUCGAGAAGUCAACAUCCAGAAGAGAAUAGGCGCUGGCUCCUUUGGAACCGUCUUCAAGGGCAAGUGGCAUGGAGACGUGGCGAUCAAAAUCCUUAAAGUCACAGAGCCGACACCUGAGCAGUUACAGGCCUUCAAAAACGAAAUGCAGGUCUUACGGAAGACUCGCCACGUCAACAUCCUGCUGUUCAUGGGCUAUAUGACUAAGCCCAACUUUGCCAUCAUCACACAGUGGUGUGAAGGCAGCAGCCUGUAUCGCCAUCUGCAUGUCACAGAAACCAAGUUUGACACUAUGCGGCGCAUUGAUGUGGCCCGACAGACAGCACAGGGCAUGGAUUAUCUUCAUGCAAAGAACAUCAUUCAUCGAGAUCUGAAAUCAAACAAUAUUUUUCUUCAUGAGGGCUGGACUGUUAAGAUCGGUGACUUUGGCUUGGCCACAGUGAAAUCUCGGUGGAGCGGCUCUCAACAGGUAGAACAACCCAGUGGAUCCAUUCUCUGGAUGGCUCCUGAGGUGAUCCGAAUGCAGGACAGCAACCCAUACACAUUCCAGUCUGAUGUAUACGGCUACGGAGUCGUGCUGUUUGAGCUGAUGUCAGGGACCCUGCCUUACUCGAAUAUCAACAACAGAGACCAGAUAAUCUUUAUGGUUGGACGUGGUUACUUGUCUCCAGACCUCAGUAAGCUGUAUAGUACCUCACCCAAGUCAAUGAAAAGGCUGAUCGUUGACUGCCUGAAGUUCAAACGUGACGAGAGGCCCCUGUUUCCACAGAUCCUGGUAGCCAUUGAGCAGGUUCAAGACCUGCUGCCAAAAAUCGAGCGGAGUCGCUCUGAGCCCUCACUCCAUCGGGCCGUCCACGCUGAGGACCUGAACCCCCUCCUGUUCCACACCACCAGGCUGAUGCCCCUCUAAGCCGGCAGCACUGGGCAGAGAGGCAGUCACCUUGUCCAAAACCACAGCAUUCCCGUGCCUCAGAGAGGCUACAGCUGGCUGGCCUGACAGACCGUGAAGCCCGACUCACUCCCCACCCUGCACAGCCAUGGAGCUGCAGCACUCAGUAACAAACUGCAGAAAGAAGCAUAGCACAUUGUUUAGUCUUUUCCUUUUAUACAAGUGACAAAGAUCUGCUCGUUAGGUGAAAUGAUUGUCUACUGUAACUGUAAAUAUGUCAGUAGGCCUCAUAUUGAGCCAGUUGACAAAUUCAUCAAAUCCGCUGUAGAUACUCUGACCUACUGGGAGCUUUUGUCAGUUGUUUGGAGGAAAAUGUAAAAAUCUGUUGUUUUGCACAACACUGCAAAACAGCAUCACCCCUUUUCUAUGGUAAAAUAGUCUUACUCUGACCUUUUGAGGAGCACUGUGAUCAUGGGCAAAAACUUCAAAUCAGUUCAACUGCCAUAAUGCUGAGGCUGCUGGUUCAGGUCACCUGAUCAGCUUACAUACUUCAAAUGUUCAGUUGUCAUGUGCCCUUUUUUUAUUUAAGCUAGUGAUUUGAAAGCAGACUGAGGGUGUGUUGUAAAAGUUUGGACACAGUCUCACAGGGAACCUCCAGUAUUCACUGUUUGUGCAAAUGUUUCACUGUUGAGGUUAAUGAAAGAAAUGGAAUUGGGUGCACAUGCAAUAUAUUUAACCACAACAUCAAACUGACAUGAGGAGGAAGAGAAAGCUCAAACUAGUAGAAGCCUAGAAUAGAUCGGCAAUUUCAGACACUGCACUAUGCAAAAGGUUUAGAGAAAAAUAAUAAUGUCUCUGCACAUACAGCAUAACGGUGAAAGGCUCGAAAAACAGAUCAGCCCCUUUUCUCUUCCACUAAAUCUCUGACAGUUCAGCAUUACUUAUCUCGUCUGGAUAGACGUCCUCAAACAGGCACUCAGGUAUUUUUCAUCUGGGAACAGCGUGUCCAUCGAUGUCAGCUAAAUACCGAGAGUGUCUGACAUGUGGAAGUUGAACAGUUGACCCAACAGAGCCUGGCAAAAAUGGCUGUAUAUCCAAACACACAUUUGUCUAUUACCACACUGCUGUGUGAGGAGUAGGGAUAUGCAUUUUAAAUCACCUGGUCCUCUAUUUAGUCUUAAAACCUUAUUAAUUGGGAUCAAUACAACAACAGGCCAAGUUCAACUGGUUUCACUGCUCCUACAAGUAACUAAAAACUAAAAAACCGUCUCAAGACGCUGUCAGCUCCUGAAACAGAAUCAUUUCAGACUGAAUACAGGAUUAAAUUGUUAGGACCAAUAUUUUUGCAGUGAUCAUUCUAAUAUUCAACAUUUCCUAACCAAAAUAUUCCAAUUACUGUUUUUGCCAGUGCAGAAAAAUCUCUUUGAAACACCAGUUACAUCAUCACAGGACACUAACACUCAGCAGAAUAUGAACAUCUGAUGCAGAUAAGAACAUCCAGAUAGUUCAGAUUAUUUAAAACUGCAACAUUUUCUAGGUGGGUGACACUGACAGGUUUGUAUCUGUAUCGCUCCACCCUUCAUACAUGUGUGUCUGCUCAGACACACAUCUGGUAGCUCUCAGCAGACAGUGUCAGAUUCCCUUUUCACCAGUUUAAUAGCAGAAUGUCAUCAAGCUCCAGACUGCAGGAUUGCAGAUCAGAUGGCUUUUGCGUACAAUAUAUUUUUUAAAAUGAUUUUUGUCUAAUGAGGAUUCGACAGACCUUAGUAAGUUGCAGUCUUAAUGUAAACGGUUAGUUGUAUUGCUGCUACAUAUAGUGAAAACGCCUCGGAGAUGAGACAUAUUGGGACUUGCGUGCAGCGCCACGGCGCGGCCUCACUGACCUAUAUUGAGUCUUGUGCAGUCUAGUCUUAAAAGUAUAUUCUUCAUGCUCCCGAACACUGCACCAUGGAGUAAGCUCGGGUCCAUAUUUCACACGUACAUGCCCACGCACACACACUCUAACUAGCACUGUAGCUGUUGGGGAUGCAUUAACACUGUGAGUAAGUUGGUUGAUGGGUUGCUCUAGUUCAGACAGACUGCAGGAGGAUAUUUUAUUAUUUUAUUUUUUUUGUAACUACUGAAUUAAGGUUUCAUUGCUUCAAGUGUUUAUAUCUUUUCCAAAUGACCACACUCGAAGACAGUCAUAAGCAUCACUCAAAAGAAUUCAAUGUCCAUUAAGUUUUGUAGUCUCGACACAAAUCAUUAUUUUUCUUUUAAACGAGGGAGCGUGGAAAUCUGUUGAUAGCCAGAAAUUCACAGAAAUAAAUAGGAAGUGUUUGGAAAUGUGUUGUAUCACUGUAACCGAGUGGCAACCCAGAGUUUCCCUCCCAAUACACGACGUACGUUGGAAUAAAAAGUGCUCAAACAAACUGAAUGUACAAGGAAAAUUUCACAUGCAGCUAUUGUUUCUCGGCCGAGCUCGUCCGUCCGUCCGUACGCUGCCCGCCUCUCCUGCUCUCACCUACUUGUUGAUCAUGUUGCUCACAGUGUUAUGCCCUUAUGUAACACAUCACAAGCUGCUGUUUUCUCUUUACCGUCGUGGUAAACGGACUCUUGUAUUUGACCCCCCCUUGGCGACAGUCAGUACUCAGGUGUGUACAGCUUCAUGAUGCAAUAAGUUCCCAGUGGAUUGUGGAUGUAUUAUUAGCUUUGGCUGAAAUGGUCAAUAAAGGGCACAGCUGCACAAAUACCAUCCUUAAGCAACGAUGGCGGGCGGUGCUUUUCAGCGUCACAGCUGACAUUGAGAAGGCCUUACGAUUGGGCCGACGUCGCUGUGCUCCUCAAAUCGUUGGGUGACGAUCUGUGCCUUUCCGAUGGGGUCAUUUAUGAAACACUGCUCCUAUUAAGAACAAAAUGCAUCAUGGGAUUUUAAAGUCAUCACAGGCAGUGAUUGGUAUAUAUUCUUUGGACAGGCUGAGCCCUUUUUGUGGAUUAUAAUCGAAUGCAAAAGCACAAUAAUGUGGAAGCAUCUGACGCGUACAGGACGGAGGGACUUUGUGCUAGUGUCUCCUUUACUUGAACCAUGCCCAGAGCUGCUUCUCCUCUCAACUUCUCCUGUGCUCUGUGACACUAGUGGAAAGUACUGUAUUUCUAGAAAGCUUUGCUCUUGUUGGUGCCUCUAGUACCGAUGCUAAUGAUUUUGGUAAGGCUUCAGCAGAAUAUAACGUGGCGUCUGCUUUGUGUUCUCAGAUACAGUUUUUUUGUAGAAAUUGACAUGCCUGAAAGUCAUCAGAUUUUUAGAAAUGAAUAUAUAAGCCAUAAUUGUUCAAUAAUGUUUGUUUUUACACAGAAACUUUAGCUUCAUCUUCAAGCAGACAGGUGAUGGUGUGCAGUCCUGUGCUGUCGACCAGGAUCUAUUUCCUAAUUGGCACUCCGUAUAGCUAGGUAUUCAUUUAAAUAGCUGGUUGAUUUUUGGGGGAAAAAACAAUAUAUAGUAAUUGAAAAAACGGUAUUUGUGAAAUAAUGAGAUAGUUUCUGUUGGCAGCAAUUUAAAAGUCACAGUUUUGGCUUAAUUAAAGGAGAGGUUAAUACAAUACUCAUACGCCAUAUAUACCCCGAGUCAUUGGUUACUGUAAUCAUUCCUCCUCGCUACGCUGGCUGUGGAAUGAAAAUCCACAAUCCCAGUUCCUCCAUACAAAUGCAUUCUUAGACUCAGACCAAACUAAUAUGAAGCUGUGUCUUAACUCUCAGUGUCACAACCUUUUUCAAAUUCCCACCUGGUAUUUCCACGGACAGUGGGGACAAAACACUGGCAACAAACAUACGUGCAACUGCCAGGAUGAAGAAAGCCUCUUAAUUUGACCGACUCAAAUUAAGCUGAAGAUACAGCUGAAGCCUCAAUUUAGCCUUCUCAUAAAGCGAAGGAAUGAUUACUACUAACUCUGUCAACGUACACAUGAAAUGUAAGAUAGACUUGAAAAAUCUAAAGUCACUUGUAUCCAUAAUAAGUCAUCAUAGGCUCGCACCAGUAAAAAGUGCCCGUUUUCUAAUUGGCUUGAUAGUUUGGUGGAAACAGCUGCUGAGUGAUUGUCUCAGCUCUUUCAGGGUUUUCAACCGAAGCCCUUACACCUUUUCUUUUCUUUUCUUUUCUUUUUUUUUUUUUUUUUUUUUUUUUUUUUGACUUGCCAGUAUGUCACUGGUCUUUUUGGAUUUUAAAAGUUACAAUUGAGGUAACUCUUCUGUUUUCUUUGUGAAUGUUGGUUGCCUGCUCAUUACCUUACAGCAGGGGUUGCUAUUAUUUUUCUAAUGUUAACUGCUCUCAAGCAUAAAUGGUAAUCUCGGAAGUAUUAGCUUUAUGAUACAAACGAGCAGUUUUUAGCGUGUAAAUGAACUAGCAGCAGCAGCGAGGGCGAUGUGUCAGGUGGUGUAACUGACUGUGCUUCUCUGUAUACUGUAUCUGAUGUUACUGAGCAUUAAGCAGAACAGUUGUCAAUGUUGAGGUCAGUCGUCACUGAACAAACGAUGAAAUGACAGCAGAUGAGACGUUUGAACCUUGAUAUUUUAACGUUGUGAAAAUAGGGGCUGGGUACCCUAACUGUCGCUACUCAUUCCAGUUCUAUGGGUGGAUCGUGGUUGGGGGGGACGUAGGUUUGACCAGCGGGGGUGGGACGGGGAUUUGUGAACCAGGGUUGGGAAAGACUUUGUUUCUGUCUUUCUCUUAUUUAUUGAUGUCUUUGCAGAUGCUCUCGUCUGUACACGCGGCUCUUUUGAGGUGGAUGUUUACCGAGAGAGAUCGCUCUUUGCAACAUUCAUGUCAUCGUCGGGCUCUCUCUCUCUCUUUCUAACCAGAAUGUUUCUUUUAGGCACGGUACUGUCUGCUCCUCCAAAUGACUUUCAUUCUGAUACUGUCUCUUGCUGGGGCAUUUCUAACAGCUUUUUCUUUUAAACAUCUUGAGCACAAAAUAGGUAUCAAACUUUUUAGCAACAUUUUCUACAUAGGGUUUCACUACGAUAGCAUUUGUUAAUGCGACACUUCAAAAUACUGUAAAAGUAACUUGUUUGGUGGGCGGCAUGUUUAACUUGAGCCUGUCCUGUGAUAUUUAAGUGUAGCUUAUAAGUAUUGCUGAAUGAAAAAAACCCCAACUUUUCUAAAUGAGCUGCUUUUUGUAAUCUUUCAGCAAUAGCAAGGACAGAAUGUCUACUUUUUAAAUUUCCAUAAUGCAAGAUCAGCAGUGCUUUACAAUAAUGUUGGACCAGGUUUCCUGUGAAUCGCCACUCAGAGGGACUCUCUUUAUUUCCCUGUUCAGAAAGGAUUUAUUUUUUUUGGUUCAACCUUGUGUUAACUGUGGUUUUCCCCCCAAAGAGGACUGUGUUCAUCUAGUAUCUGAAGGAGGGAACAAGUGCCACAGUUACCGGAGAUCCCCACUGAAAAGGACCUGAACGGCUUAAUGACACAUACACGAGUCUGCUGCCUCCGGAGGCUCAGAGGGGCAUCGUAGGGGGCAAACCAGACUCAACAAAACAGCUGUUAAUUUCAGAGAAGAAGAAGAAGAUGAUGAUGAUGAUGAGAGAGCUGUAUCAGAGUAGGGGUUUUUUUGUUUUUGUUUUUGUUUUUUUUUGUCUUUUCAUAUCUGUAGGUGAAUUGCAAUAUUUGUGUUAAUAGUUUCUGAGGUGUCAGGGGUGUUCAGUUUGCAAUAAAUGGUAUAUUCUGCUGUG
Molecule: messenger RNA, 7805 nt
Organism: Thunnus maccoyii (southern bluefin tuna)
Lineage: Eukaryota; Metazoa; Chordata; Actinopteri; Scombriformes; Scombridae
Gene: araf
Product: A-Raf proto-oncogene, serine/threonine kinase
Exons: 16
Coding region: 300-2129 (609 amino acids)
Biological process (GO): protein phosphorylation; signal transduction
Cellular component (GO): mitochondrion; cytosol
Molecular function (GO): ATP binding; protein kinase activity
Source: RefSeq, a predicted model, not a curated record